CUUCUGCCCGGUCCUUGGUGACGUGGGAGGAGCGCUCAGUGGCACUCAGUGGCCACAGCACUGCUUCUGCCGGCACCCAACAGGAAGGAGCGAGAAGCCGGCCAGCUACACUGUGAAGAGGAAGCAACUUCUCCUCUCAGCCGACUCGGGUCUCUUGAAGCACGAGGAGGUAUUAAUCAGGUUGGGCUUUUAACCAUGCUGGGCUCACCUGGAGGCUUUUUCAAGGACGCAUUGUCAAGCAUUCUUUGUGCUACUUCUGAAGUUCUUCCACGUGGCGAUGACUUCCGCUUCACAGGAAUUAUCUGCUAGAAGCCAUGCAUGAUUUGUAACGAUCUCUGGCAAAAUCUCAGGAAAAGAUAUACUCUUGUCUCAGGCCGAUGUGAGAGGCUGUGGCGGAGCCUGAACGCAAAGGCUCCUCUGAGGACAGAGGCACCGCGGCUAGGCACCUGCUCCUCCGGAGGAGCAUGACACCGACAGAAAGGGAGAAACAACCACAGCAAGCACGCGGGCACCAGUGAAAUCAAAACAACCACAGCAAACAAGCAGGCACCAGGGAAAUCGGAGACGGCUCUUUCCAGAACACAGGGUUCCAGCUGCACUGGGGCUCGACUGCAGAGCCCUGAAACCCUUCCCACGUGGGUGGAAAAAAAUGGCCCACCAAGUAGAUCUGGAGUCCAUGAAGGAGUUAGAGCGCGAGGUCAUUCUCCAAGUCCUCUAUCGAGACCAGGCUGUUCGGAGCAUAGAGGAGGAGCGGACACGGAAACUGAAGACGCGCCUGCAGAGCCUGCGGUGGAGCGGGGCGGCCGGCCUGAGCGCGGAGGAGCGGGGCAGGCGCUGCGCGCGGUGCGCACGCGCGCUGGGGCUGCUGCGGGACCGCGGGGCCGCGUGCAGCCACCGCGUGUGCGCCGCGUGCCGCGUGUUCCCACGGGCGUCGCGGGCCUGGAGGUGCACCGUGUGCUUCGAGGACAGAAAUGUGAAAAUAAAAACUGGAGAGUGGUUCUUCGAGGAACGAGCCAAGAAAUUUCCAACUGAAGGUACACGGGAGACAGUCGGGGCAAAGCUCCUGCGAUCUUAUCAGAGGCUGAGCAAAAUUUCUGUGGUUCCUCCAACUCCACCACCUCUCAGUGAGAACCAGUGCUGUGGCAACCCUGGCAGGUUACAUGAACUUGGUCAGUUUAGAGGAUUUAAUAAGUCGGUGGAAAAUUUGUUUCUGUCUGUUACCACCCACAUGAAAAAACUCUCCAAGUCCCAGAACGAUGUGACUUCUGAGAAGCACCUUCUAGCCACGUGCCCCAGGCCGGAUGUGAGCCAGACAGAGAGACGAAGCCAGUCAGACACGGCCGUCAACAUCACCUCCAGGAAGGCCAGUGCACCAGCUAUUCUGAAACCUUUCCAUCAAGAAGAUCUGAAACACUCGACCAGCCCUGUUUUGAAGCAGGAGACUCCUCCCUCGAGUCCAACGCCCAACACUUUAUUUUCUGGAGGCUUGAGACACCGCUUCCUGGAAGCUCUGGGAUUCUGGGAGUCAACCCAGAUGAGCCCCGCUGUGUAUGUGAAAACCUAUCUACUGCCCGACAGAUCUUCCCGGGGGAAACGCAAGACUGGAGUCCAAAAGAAUACCACAGACCCAACCUUUGAGGAGACCUUGAAGUAUCACAUAGACCUUUCCCAGCUGGCCACCCGGAAGCUGCAGGUGUCCGUGUGGCACCUGGGCGCUCUGGCUCGGAGGGCAUUCCUUGGCGAAGUGAUUGUUCCUCUGGCCACGUGGGACUUUGAGGACAGCGCGACGCAAGCCUUCUGCUGGUAUUCCCUCUGGGCCAAGGGUGAGAAAUGCGAAGACAAUGUUCCUCAGAAUAAUGGAGAACUUGCUGUCCGGGCUAAAUUGGUCCUUCCUGCGGGGUCUAGAAAGCCCCAAGAGGCUCAGGAAGGGACAGAUCAGCUGGCCCUUGAUGGUCAACUCUGCUUGGUGGUUCUGGGAGCCAAGAAUUUACCUGUGCGGUCAGAUGGGACCUUAAACUCAUUUGUUAAGGGCUGCCUCACUCUGCCGGACCAACAGAAACUGCGGCUGAGGUCUCCAGUGCUCAAGAAGCAGGCCUGCCCGCAGUGGAAGCACUCCUUUGUGUUCAGUGGCAUAACCCUGGCUCAGCUGAGGCAGUCCAGCUUGGAGCUGACUGUCUGGGACCAGGCCCUGUUUGGGAUGAGUGACCGCCUGCUGGGCAGAGCCAGACUGGGCUCAGAGGCAGGUGCAGCUGACGACGCGGGCACGUGUUCUCAGUCAAAGCUCCGGUGGCAGAAAGUGCUUUCCAGCCCCAAUUUAUGGACAGACAUGACCCUCACCCUGCACUGAGGCGAAGCUCCAGGCUGCCGUGCUGGGGUGCGCGCUGGUGGCACUGAGGGGCCACUGCUGGACAAGACCCCAGGAGCCUAAAACGCAGCCACACCACAUCUGUAUACGCAAGGACCAGAGCAUCACACAGAGGAGACUUGGGUGGGUUACAGGGAAAUGGUCAGAUUUCAAUAAAUGUUCAGACUUGGGGGCCCUGCAGAGAACCCUUGGUAAGUCCUUGGCACCCCACCCCCACACAAGCAGACACCCUGGGCUGCAGUGCCUAGGAGAGCUUUUAUUGUGUACACCUGCAGGCUGGCGUUUGCCCGCAGACUGGGAAGGCCGCACAGGGUAGCAGGGGGAAGGAGCCGGGCUCGGGAGAGCAGCCGUUUGAUGGUCCUUCAGGCGUGUGGACGAAUGGAAGCAGGUCAGAGUCCCUUCAUGGCUGGAGUCGGAAUCAUCUAGCAACAGCAUUUUUCGAACAAGCAGCUUAGGAAUUGGACGCGUGUGGUUAUAUGUACAAAGAACAGUAAAAGAAAAUUUGUACAGCUGUGAUUUCAGCAGGCUGUGGCUUUCCGCUCUUACUCCAGAGCCAGUGCCAUGGUCACAUGUGUUUUUGUGUUUUUAUUUUUUAAUAUGUAAUUUUUAUUCUGUAAAAGGUAACAAAAUAUACAGAACAAAACUUUCCCUUUUAAAAACUAAUGUUACAAACCCUUAUAUAUAAAUACUAUGUCCUAGAGCUGAUCAGGAAUGAGUUAGGUAUAGAAGCCCAACGUUAUAUUCUAUGAAGAAGACUAACAUCGCAGUGUAUCAGGAGUCCUGUACCGUUCGCUGUGAAUGACCACUGCAGACUCGAACUGCUGCAGCGGAUGCUGGAAGAAGGGAAUCGUUGUGUGGAGGAGUGGUAUAGGCUCAGAUUUCCAAAAUAACUUUCUCCCCUCCCCACAGAAACAUGCAGAUGGACCUUUCCUGGAAACCAAGAGCACAGGGGCUUGAGCUCGUCUCAGAACCAGAGGCAGUAUGGCACAGAGAGAAGCCACGACGUGGUUUUCUUUAAUGAUACAGAAACUUGGGUCACAUGGACCAACAGAGGUGACUCAGAAUUUUACAGGCAACUUAAUUCCAUUUGCCCUGCUCCAAGUAGAGAACAGGCAGGGAUUCAAUAACUCAAAAA
Dipodomys ordii (Ord's kangaroo rat) is the source of this 3500-nucleotide messenger RNA. It is a transcript of the gene Sytl3, whose product is annotated as synaptotagmin-like 3. Gene Ontology annotation, molecular function: small GTPase binding; neurexin family protein binding. Gene Ontology annotation, biological process: intracellular protein transport; exocytosis. NCBI's taxonomy places the organism in Eukaryota, Metazoa, Chordata, Mammalia, Rodentia, Heteromyidae. The record is from RefSeq and is a predicted model, not a curated record. Gene Ontology annotation, cellular component: plasma membrane; exocytic vesicle.